Chelmon rostratus (copperband butterflyfish) is the source of this 4513-nucleotide messenger RNA. RefSeq names its product serine-aspartate repeat-containing protein I. Lineage: Eukaryota; Metazoa; Chordata; Actinopteri; Chaetodontiformes; Chaetodontidae. The record is from RefSeq and is a predicted model, not a curated record. The transcript is spliced from 11 exons. Gene Ontology annotation, biological process: T cell extravasation; homotypic cell-cell adhesion; positive regulation of neutrophil extravasation. The coding region runs from base 218 to 1591 and encodes 457 amino acids.
GACGACAGAUCCGCGGCGGCGCGCAGCUGAGCCGAGCAUCUGAGCACCUUGGAGACGCCACGAGCUUGAUCCGACGCGCAAGAACGCACCGGCACACCGACGCACACGCCCUCCGGACCCACCUGAAGCCUCCCCGAGCCGGUUAAUUGUCCCGCCUGAAGGCCGAGGAAAGGGAGUCCGAGCCCCGGUUCAAUCGCAGCCAGAACACCGUGUUCCCAUGAUGUCAUACCUGUGGAUUCUGCUAUUAGGAAGCCUGCUGGCUGCAAGCGCCACGGCACAAGAUGACGGGGACGCAGCAGCUCCUGGGAUGACGGCCCCUGAUGCGGAUGCAGGGCCCGAGGUCGGAGGAGAUCCCACUGCUGACGAGGAAACUGCUAAGGAGCCUGAGCCUGCUGCUGACCCUGAAGCCGGAGCAGACCAACCAGAGACUCCUGCGGACGGAGACGCAGAUCCAGAUGCUCCUGCAGCCGGGGACGCAGAUUCAGAUGCUCCUGCAGCCGGGGACGCAGAUUCAGAUGCUCCUGCAGCCGGGGACGCGGAUACAGAGCCUCCUGCAGCCGGGGACACGGAUACAGAGCCUCCUGCAGCCGGGGACACGGAUACAGAGCCUCCUGCAGCCGGGGACGCAGAUACAGAUGCUCCUGCAGCCGGGGGCGCAGAUCCAGAGGCUCCAGCAGCUGGAGACGCAGAAUCAGAUGCUCCUGCAGCUGGAGACGCAGAUCCAGAUGCUCCUGCAGCCGGAGGCACAGAUCCAGAGGCUCCUGCAGCUGGAGACGCAGAUCCAGAUGCUCCUGCAGCCGGGGGGGCAGAUCCAGAUGCUCCUGCAGCUGGAGACGCAGAUCCACAGGCUCCUGAAGCUGGAGACAAAGAUCCAGAUGCUCCUGCAGCCGGUGACGCAGAUUCAGAUGCUCCUGCAGCUGGAGACGCAGCUCCAGAGGCUCCUGCGGCCGGGGGGGCAGAUCCAGAGGCUCCUGCAGCCGGAGACACUCAGGAAGAACCAGAUUCUGCAGCUGUGCCUGAUGUUAAGGAUCCAGAGGCUGAUCAACCAGCAGGAGAGGACACGCCCUCCUCUAGCACUGAUGCCGAUCACAAGGAAACUGGAGCUGAUGACAAGACCGCACCGGAGACAGAUCCAGGUGUAGCAGAUAAUACGGAGGACCCAGCAGAUCCAGCUGCCGAUGCAACGGAUCCACAAGCUGUUCCGGAUCAAAUAGUACCAGACGUCAGAACAGACGUGAGGGCCCAGGCCCCCGCUGAUGCAGGAUUUAACUUGGAGGAUGCACUAGGAGAUUCUGCAGCGGACAACCCGUCGGGGAAAGGCAGAGGAAGAACUGGGGCACAUGUUGCCGGCGCCUCGGCAGAUGCAGACAAACCUGAAGCCCAAGAGGCCAGCUCUGGCUCAUUAGCAGCCAUCCUGAGUACAGUUGGUGUGGCUGUGGUGGGAGCAGUCGUUGGAUACUUCACCUACCAGAAGAAGAAACUGUGCUUCAAAAACAGACAGGAAGCUGAUCCAGAGGCUGCACGCAAAGCCGAUGCAGCAGAGGCUCAGUCAGAUCCCCAGGUCCUCAGCAACCUGUUGAACUCCUCCUAGACCAGCGACGAUCACAUGACUGCCUGGACACAACUACGGGCAAGCAAAGUGGCAAUCUCACUGUUAGGCUCUCUCUCCUGUAGAGCUGAAUUACUGUGAGGCCCUAGAGCAGGGCUGUGUGUGUGUUUCUGUCUGUGUGAUCGUGUGUAUGUGUGUGUGCUGGUGCGUGCGUCUGGAUGUGGGAGCGUGCAUAUGUGUGUUCAUUCUUACGUGUGUGCAUAUACGUGGGGGAAAAUGAGUUAGAUAAGAGAAAAGCAAGUAGAUAUAUGUGAACCUUAGGGCUUUUAUGAUUGUAACAACAUAGGAAUUUAUUCAAAUGAUUGGUCAAACUUUCUACUUUAAACCAAAAUCAAACAGCUUUUUUUAAGAGUGGACAUUAAAAAGAUUAAAUCUCACUUAAUUGUGACCAUGAGAUGGCUAAAUUAUAGACCUACCUUUUUUUAUUUUAUUUGUAUGGCUACUAUCCAGCUCCAGUAAUUCAGUGUGACUAUAACACAGUGACAGAUAUUGAUGUUGUAGACGUUUAACUUUGUACUGAACUCUUAAAAGUGUUUUUUUGUUGUUGUUGUUGUUGUUUGAGCCACCCAAAUGAUUUGGAAAAUCCACUGGCACUGUUAAAUAAAACACAUUUACGUCUUUUUAGACGUAAUUUCCUGCAUUGCAAUUGCAGGGCAGUCGGCAACAGGGGGCGUCAAUAACUACCACUGUAUUCCCUGGAUUCUGGCUAGGAAAAAUAGUUUCGAGAUUAUAAUCCUAGGACUCUGGGGACGCUGUUACAUGGUCCAGUGCAUGUUGGGUGGGCCGCUAAUGUCACUGUAUGCGUGCGUGUCUGUGUUUGUGCGUGUGUGUGUUUUUAUUCGGUGAAGGGGCUUAGUUUUAAAUGCUACCGGGUGACUACCACUUCGCUACCACAUUGGUUUAACAAACUAAAUUAAGAUGAGUGGAAUUUCCAGUUAAACACAAAAGAAUGCAAAUUAACUCCUGUACAAAAACAUAUCCAUUAAUUUGACCGUAUUGACUCCCCUAUGUCAAGCAUUCAAAGAAUAUGUAAAUAUUUUGCAACAUGCUGAGACGAGCUGAAGUGAAGUCUAGUCCAACCCCUGUUUCUGUCAAUGGACGAAUGUUCACCUGAAAUGGGCAAAUUCAAAAGAGGUCAUGUAGAAAUGUAUUAGACAUCGUUCUGAUGUACAGUAGUAUGUGUCAGUCUAGUUGUGAUGCAGUAAUUUCUCCUCUAUAGUGCCUUUUACUGACGCAGCCUGGCUUGACCAACCUACAGGCACACAGGGAAGAGAGCUGGGACAGUGAGAGUGGAAAAAUAAAAAAAUAGUAGAUGAAUGUGUCAAAAUAUAUUAGAAAGCGAGUUGAGGAAUGUAUGAUCUUAAUUAUUUCAGAAUGUAUCAUGUUGGUGGUUGGAAAGCCUCACCUUGAACUGCUCACAUAUUGCUCCAGUUUGCUGUUUUAUUUCCAGUACUUCUCCUUUUUUAAAGAACGCUGCGUUCCAAACUCUUUCAUCAGCGGCGAAACCCUCCUCAUUGUGUCUGUUUAGUUGAGCAAGCCAGUCGCUGUCGCAGUGUUUUUGUAUCAUUCAUAUUUCCACUCACCUGUGAUUUUUAUAUGAAUUUUACAUUUAGCAGUGGUGCCUCAGAGCUGACACAGAUAGUCUUUAGUCGACUUGUCCGCUGUGGUAUUUUGUGAUUACUAUUGUGAAAUGCCUCAGACGCAGCGCUGCGGCAUUAAAAACAAAAAAAAAAGCCCAACAGUUGUUUUUUUGGUUUGUUUGUUUUUUUGCCACUGUAGCACAAAUAUUACCUUCUGAAUGUCUUUUUGUUACCUUGCAGUUUUGUACUUGCUCUGCUCCCUUUAAACUUUGAAAUGGGGUUAUAGCGGUUGCAUAGUGCUGCAGUUCAUGUAAACUGUGUUACUUGUAAAGCACCAUAUAGCUGCAAUACAGGACAGAGACUGUUGCUAACAGCCUAGCCUCAAGACGAGAAAUAUUAAUAAUCUGUGAUGUCACAUAUCGAUUAAUCCUACUGUAUAAACUGUGGGCUGGACGCCGGGUCAAAGCUCUGUUUGAAAUGCCUUCUUAUCCUGUAGCCUGUGAUAGACUGAGUUCCUGAACAGCACACUGAACAAGUGUGCGUGAAAUCUGUCACAGCGUCUGCUACAAUGGCAUGGUGUGAUAAUGCACAAAAUACCCGUUAGAUAGUACAAGCUUUCAGAUACAGCCACCGAUGCCUUCAAAACAGAAAAAUCAUCCUUUUAGUGCAGUACCCGGCCACUUCGUGCACUCCAAUAAGUGCGCAAGGAAUCGACAAAAGCACUGCAGUGCACGUUCAAAAACCUUCCUGGGGCUGAUUGCAUGUAAAGGAGACUGAAACAAUAAUAAAUCCCUAAAAAGGGAACAAGGCUUUAUCCUGUGGUCCACUCUACAUUUAGUCCCGAGCCAGUCAGAUUCCUUGUAAACACAAACAAUCGGAGCUCAGCAUCCAAACCAGAAUGUAAAGCGAGGAAAUCGUAGACUUAUUGGGUCCUGAAGUGCACUUUCCAGACAAUGCUAGGGCAUCAAUCAUUGCGCUGACCAGUCCUGCCUUAUGUCGCCUCUCGAAUACUCCAGGGAGAAAAACAAUGUCAUCAUGAGAAAGAAAGAUUGAAACAAGCAGAGAUGUUUUGCAGGUGAUUGUAAUAACACAAUCUCUAUGGGAGAAGCACUUUCCUAUCCUGUAUACAUCUUGAUUCAUUCAGCAUAUUUAGACAAUUCAUUUUUUUUUAUGUAGACUCGUGACUCUUCCUUUUUAAUUUAAAUAUUCUGUGUUUUUACUUUGUGUAGGAACUGUCUCCUUCAUUUUUGUCAUCUGGCACGUGUUGUCCUUCUGGAAUUGUGUAAAUAAUGUUUGAGGAGUCAAUUAAACAGUUUUCGUGGGA